Chlorocebus sabaeus (green monkey) is the source of this 2263-nucleotide messenger RNA. Lineage: Eukaryota; Metazoa; Chordata; Mammalia; Primates; Cercopithecidae. The record is from RefSeq and is a predicted model, not a curated record.
UGAGUAGCUGGGACUACAGGCCACGCCACCACGCUGGGCUAACUUUAUUUUUAGUAGGGACGGGAUCUUGCUAUGUUGCCCAGACUGAUCUCAAACUCCUGGGCUCAAGCGAUCCACCCGUCUAGGCUUCCCAAAGUGCUGGGAUUACAGGCGUGAGUCACCAGCAAGCCCCUUGUCAAUUUUUAAAAGUUCUUCCCAUUUCUGUCUAUUAACCUAUGCCACCCUCUGUGUUGCAAAUGACUCCUCCUCAAGUCCUGUCUGUCUCUCUUUAUAAUGUUGUUGGUCACCUAACAUCUUAAGGUGCUAAGUUGUAUACACAGCGUCCACCUUGUACCCAGGGUUGUGGGUUUCCGACCUAGGUUAGGCAGGUCUCCCGGCUCCUGGGGGAGGCGCGCCCUCCCCUUCCCUCCAUGAGUCCUUAUCUGGCAGCUUGUUCCUUCCCACGGGUCGGGCGCAUAAAAGCGCGCUGGGCCGCGGCGGGGCACUGCCACCAUGUCCCCACUGCGCCCGCUGCUGCUGGCCCUGGCCCUGGCCGCCGUGCCGUGCGCCCAGGGCGCCUGCCCCGCGUCCACCGACCUCAAGCACUCGGACGGGACGCGCACUUGCGCCAAGCUCUAUGACAAGAGCGACCCCUACUAUGAGAACUGCUGCAGGGGCGCCGAGCUGUCGCUGGAGCCGGGCGCAGACCUGCCCUACUUGCCCUCCAACUGGGCCAACACCGCCUCCUCGCUUGUGGUGGCCCCGCGCUGCGAGGUCGUGUGGUCCCGGCAAGGCAAGGCGGGCAAGACGCACAAAUUCUCUGCCGGCACCUACCCGCGCCUGGAGGAGUACCGCCGGGGCAUCUUGGGAAACUGGUCCAACGCUAUCUCCGCGCUCUACUGCAGGUGCCCAGCUGCCCAAAGCUCCGAGCCCACCCCAGGCCCCGGCCCCAGCUCCGCACAAACCCCCACACCCAUCAUCCAAGCCCCGAGGCUGCUCCACACCCCUGAGCUCCCGACUGGAACUGGGAGCACCAGGCCUCCCUAAAACCAGUCGUGGAGGCCCCAUCUCAGAGUCCUUACCCAGACCAGGUCCUCCUUCUCUUCACCCCCAGCACCCGGUCCCCACUCCACCUGCAGCCCAGGACCGUGGGACGGAGAUCUCGCCCCAGCUCUGGGAUUCAGAGCCAACCCUCCAUCUUCUGGAAUCCUCCACCUACUCACCCGCCCACAGCUGUUCUUCCCAGGGAGGGCUGACUAAUUCUGGGGCUGAGAACUCCUAGACCCCCUCACCUUGGUCUCCAGAACCAAAGCCAGCCCCCAUGCCUCAGAUAAUCACAUCUCAAAAUUCCCAGACUCCAAAACUAACCCAGACCUCAAGACCCCAGACUCAAUUAUAGGAACCCCCAGUGUGUAGCCUUCCUGCUCUCCACUCCCCUAGACCCUCUAGACCAGCCUCAGCCCUAAAACCAGUCCCACAGCCCACCCCUAAGACCCAUCCCUGGAGGUCCCUGAGGCCACCUUGCACUCACAGACCUGGGACCUAGAUCCAGCAGUGACACCCUCCCAACCUCCCAAGCCCUCCCAAGUCACUCCCAUCCCCCAAGGGCUCCAAGGAGCCCCAACUCCAAACUCCCAAGCUAGGAUCCCUGGUUCCUGAACUUGGAGCCUCAGACCCAGACUCCCCAGUCCCCACCCAGCCUCAGGCUUCUAGAACUCACCAGACCCUGGGUCUCUGAGAGCCCCUGGAAGCAAUUCUUGAUUACAUUUCAGGUGCAGCUGAUGCUUUGCUGGUCUGUCAUCUGCAGCUUCCACAGAGUGCCAGACCCCUCACUCAGCCCAUUCCUGGGCUCUGCUGCGGGGCCCCAAGACCCAGGAGAAGGAGCGUUCUGCCUGCCCCUCCCACCUCCCCUGCAAUACGGCCUUUGUGCACUGGUCCCCGUCUGUCAUCUGCUUGUCCCUGGGAUGCAAGUCCUCACUGGACCGGGUGGGAUGGAGGAGAGAGCAGGGUGGUUGGGCCUGGGUCAGCCCAUACACAGGACAAUGCCAUGGAUGAGGACACGCCAUCGACUUGGACAUGGUUUUAGGUGUGCACAAAGACACGCACCACAGAAGGACAUGUGAGUGAACUACAGGGGAACCUUGGGCUGACUGUUAAAUAUGAAAUACGCCCCAGCCUUUUCAGUAAAUAACCCUUCUUUAGCCUGGUGUGGUGGCUCAGGCCUGUAAUCCUAGCACUUUGGGAGGCUGAGGUGGGCGGAUCACCUGAGCUCAGUUGGAGGCCA